ACUAAUGCAUCUUAUCUCACGUUUCACCAAUGAGAGAUGGUGCUUUUUCUCUUAACGAAUCACAUAGGAGGGCGGGCGUCAAUCCGUUUAUACCUCUCUACUAUUGGCUUUAACAAAACAGUGUAGGAGGAACAGAGUGCAUGUCACGCUGAAAAAUGAAUAUUCAACAACAAUGCUCUUUAUUCGUCGGUCUACCUAUUAAUAUUGAACAAUAUAGACGGUUUCACCAAUAGCCACAAAGAAAUGGUUUUAAUUUGCAUAAUUCUGACCAAACCCUUCCCCUUUCCGAUGUUUGUCGAGUUCGGCCGAUCCGGAUUUCUUCCCUCUGAGCAAAAAUAAAAAAAAUCUCUGUUGUGUCGUUCGUCUCGCUCUGGAUCAGCCUGGGCUCUUAGAAAAGUGGCUGAGGAUCUGAGGCCUGUAAACGAGCCGCUAUGUAACUGGAAGAUACGUUGAAAUACACGACAGUUUCUCACCCAAAACAACAUAGAAUGGAGUUUUUUCGAAGUCUUUUGAGGAGCAUAGCAACGAAAGAUUUUUUCCUUCUGUGGAUUUUUACAUCGGCGGGACUUUGUUAGAAGCCUCGGAUUUGCCCCGACGCUGCGGCCGAGCAAAGGGCCUGGGUUUUCCGUACAACCCAUAGGAAAGUGUGGGAGAAGCCUUGAAUGUUGGUUUUUUGCAUAUUUGUGUGUAUUUUGAACGCCCUUUCAAAUAUAUAUGCCGUGUUUAAUUUUUUUGUUGAAAGGAAUAGUCUGCAUGCUCAAACGUUCUCAUUUUCUUUGUUAAUUGUGGUAGUUUUGUUAAGGCCAUAUUUGAAAGGCAGCCCAAAAUCCCUUCGUUUUGGCGGCCAAGCAGCGUUUGUUCGCUCUUUAGUUUUUGAUCUGUAUAUUUUAAUAAGCACUUUGUUAAAUAAUGGCAUGUAAUCGACAAAGCGAAUUUAAUUUUUUUUAAUCUACAUAAACGGGUUCGUAUGUCGCAUCUUUAUAAUCCAUUAUCUAUUUAGGUAGCUUAAUGUAUUGUUACCAUAUAUCGACGGUAUGUUUCAGACUCUUUGUGUCGGCUUUAUAUUUUUACAGCAAAUCAAUGUAUGCUAAUUAUAAACUCUUUUCAAAUAAACUCUUAAUGUAUGUGUUGUUCCAUGGCACAACCUUUUAAGGGCUAACCAGCUAGCUGCGUACUAGUUAAUCAUUGGCUAAGUAAAUACUUGUUCUUCCGAGCCAACUUUUAUCAACUCUUUAAUAUAAUUUCAUACGUGUGUAUGUUGUUAUUGGUGGCAUUGGAAUCAAAAUGUUAGUAAAUAAAUGUUAAUAAAGCUAGCCAAACGCCGCUUCUUCAUUAGCUCCCAACAUGGCGGCGAUUGGUUAUUCUUGUAAUAAGAAAGAUGUAGGUGGUUGUAUAUUUUUUGACGUCGCUGUAGGUAGGUUAAUUGAGCUUUAAAACUUAAAAAAAGAGUUUAUAAAUCACGAGCAACUAGAUUUUUCUUGAUUAUUGUUAUGUUUCUGUUGAAAUAUCGAAGUCGUCUCUUUGUUUAAGUGUCUAGACUUCUGGUCGAUGUCGAAAGUUGAAGCCAUUUUGCAACGUACUAGUCUAACAACCAGUCUGUUACUGUAAUAAACACUCGUUAAGCUUUAUUCCGUCCUUUUAAAAACGUUUUAAAUUUCUUAAUACGUGUUUUUCAAUGUGGACUAAACCUUUUAACAAGUCGGGCGUUAUGUAUCUGUUGAAUUAUGCUGUUUACACUCAGCUAUGUGUCAUGAUUACGUCUGGUUGUUGUAACUUUAUACCGUUUAAACUUUUUAAAAUAAAAUCUGUAUCAGUGUCAUGUUCAGACACCUUUCUUACCGUUCCCGUAAUAAAUACAAAUUUUGUGUAUGAAUUAACAUUUUUAGGAAGAGUAAUCAAGGAAAUGAAAACUGAAGCCAAAGCUAGACACAAUGGUUGAACCAGUUCACAAUAUCAUUUCACUCUGGUUACAUAACCUGUAACUUGAUGUUGCUCCUGAAGUGGCGAAAAAGCUGUAACUUUUUUUCACUUUUUGUAACUUUGAUUGUUUAAAUAAAGGUAUUGAACUAAACAGUUGACUCUCUGUCACCAGUUGACUGUCACCAGUUCUUAAAAACACAGCAUAUUGUGUUCAAACGUUUUGACUGGAAUUGCUCAGUAGUUAUGUGUUGCAGCCAUGAACAAGCCUUGCAUUUGUCGUCAUCUCUUUUUUGCAGGUCUAGCAGAAAAUAUCGCCAUUCUAGCCGUGAUUUAUUCAAGGUGAGAGGAUACAUCUACUGUACCCUUUUGCUGUGAGAAAACACAUUUUCAAUUGCAUUAGUAAAGGGGUAACAACAUGCAUGUGUGGUUGGAUAAUGCUCAGAGAAAUGUGACAGUGGAAUACUUUGUUCACCAUGUGCCAUGCAAUACCAUGACCGUACAGAGAACUCAUUAUCGAGGAGCUUGGCUCCCUCCUCUGGUAGAAACAAGAACAAUCAGCAUUUGCAAGCUGCGUGGUGCAGAAGCGGCUCCCACCAUUAUUUCACGUCUACACUUCAGAAAGACAUUGGGGGCUGGUCAUGGUGUCCAGUGAAAAGGUAUGGGACCCCCUCCAUGUGGGAGUUUUUCAAUCACCUCUGAAAGAGCAGCACCUGACUUCUCGGCAAUCUCCCUUUUGCACACUCACAUGCACUGCAACUAAGGACCCCACGUGCCGCCACAGUUGGCGGUCGAUACCAUUGUCUUCCCCACCACUGUCUUUAACCUCACAUCUGCCCGUGAAUUUGUACAGUUCAAAAGAAGUUGAAGAACGACACAAACCUGUCUGGCGUGGUUCACUGACCACUGAGCCUGACAAGGAAGAGGAAGAGAAAUCUGAGCUGUUAGAAAUGAAGGUUAAAAGGCAUGGAAGUCGGGUAGACGUCCUGACGGAAGACAGGCUGGAGGCCAUGGAAGAUGGACCUAAAAAUGCGAAAAUCACACUAAGUUUCCCACUUAGUGCAGCACCCCUUCCAGUCUCUGUGACAUCUCCAAACCAUUGUAGGAGUUCCUCUUCAUCAUCUUCCCCUUCUCCCCACAGACGGCGUCCGUCCUCUAAAAGCUCAGAUGAAGGGUCACUGUGGAAACUGGACGCUACAAUGGAUGUAAAGCACAGACCUUUUAAGCCUCAAAGACACGACAGCUCUCCAUCCUCUUCACCUUCCUCCUCCUCAUCUCCCAUGACUGUUCAUGCACUUACUAGAAAGGAUAUUAAAUCUCCACCUCCCCUGAAGUGCUCCAAACUCAGUCCAGAGACUCACUUUCAGAGGUCACCCCCAAGAUCUUCCACUGGGUCUUUAGGGGGUUGUUAUGGCGUGGACAGAUGGGAUGACAGGCACAGGGUUACCAAUGGUACAGCUUCACCCUCUCAGACGGCACAGAUACUCUUCAGUCUGGGUACAUCAGCCUAUCAGAAAAGUGAGGAUGCAGAGAGAAGAGAGAAAAUGGGCAGACCAGCAGGAAAAGUGGGAAGCCCUCACAUCCCAAGCCUUCACCCACCUACUCUUCACCUUCCUCCCCCCUUACCACCACCUCCUCCUCCCCCAUCUGAGGGCCUUACUGCACCCCCACACUCAUCUUCUUAUCCUCCGUCUGACAGCCUGAAGCCCGAGCUGAUUUGUGGCGUGUGCCAUCGCCUCUUCAGCUCGGCCUCCUCCCUCACAGUCCACAUGAGACUCCAUCGUGGCAGCCGUGCUCUCAGUUGCCGUUAUUGUGGCAAAGUCUUCAUCCACAGUAAGAGACUCCAGUCCCAUGAGGCCUCCUGCAAAGUGUCAGGCCAACCUUCCAGCAGCCUUGGUCCUCCUUCUCUCUCUGUGCAGCCAAAGGAGGAGCCACUGGAGGAAGGUGAGGUGAGAGUAGAGGGGGGGAUGAUUGUUGGAGACUCAGUCAUGAGUAAGGUGCGGCCUGGAAAGAAAGCACGAAGCCUCCUGGCACGUAUCCAAGGUGAUGAUGCAGCAGCCACAGAGUUGCUGGCAGGAGACGAACAGCAUUUUGUGAAGGUGGUAGACGGCAAUGUCAUUUACUUCUGCUCUGUGUGUGAACGAUCCUACAUGACCCUAUCCAGCCUAAAGCGUCACUCAAAUGUCCACUCAUGGCGACGCAAAUAUCCAUGCCAUUAUUGUGACAAAGUUUUUGCCCUGGCUGAAUACCGCACCAAGCAUGAGGUGUGGCACACAGGGGAACGACGUUACCAGUGCAUCUUCUGCUGGGAUGCCUUUGCCACCUACUACAAUCUCAAAACACAUCAGAAAACAAUCCAUGGCAUAAAUCCCAGCCUCAUCUCCAGUGAAAAAACAGCCAACGGCGGCUAUAAGCAGAAAGCAAAUGCCCUAAAACUCUACCGUCUUCUCCCUAUGCGUUCCCAAAAAAGACCCUACAGGACGUACAGUGACAGUCUACACAAUGGCCUCCUACUGUCAUCAGCUGAAACACCGCCUUUGUCUCUGCCUGGCCUAGGAUGUGGUCUGGGUCCUGGGGAUAUACAAAACUUCAUCAGCGGAGCCCACUCACAGAGUGUUAAACCUGACCCAGAUGCUUUCCCAGAUGACUUUUCUGUUUCUGUGUCUGCAGAACAUGGGGACCAGUCCAGACACUCUCCCUUCCUCCUCAUUCCCCAGGCUGGAACACAAGACAGAGAAGACCUACACUCAGAGCACAGUAGUGGCAGUGGCAGUUUUAAAAUAUCAAGCAGCAACAAAACAAAAUCCCACAAGACAUGUAAAGGCACAGACGCCAGCAUGCCUUCUGUAAUCACAUAUGGACAUACGAAACCCUCUGUGAUAGUUCAUGGAACAGCAGUUUCGUCCUCUGUCAUCGUGCACAGCAACCAGCUUUUAGCUGAAAGUGAAAAAAGCCUGAUAAGCAGCGCAUCCCCAGAAAAUACUAACAUUCAGACUUUACAGAAGGGCAGCCCAAGGCCAAUAAAGAAGAAAAGAGACAGUUCAGACAGUUCAGAUAACCACAGGAAGAGAUCUAGAGACAGUUCAAAUAACACAGAACAGAGUUUGAAAAGUGCACGUGAGCAAGAGACAGGCAGAUUAUUACACAAAUCAAGGAGGUCCCACAGUAAGAAUGAUGAAACCAGCUCAAAGAAUGUGCCAGCAACUGUAGGGACACAGGGUAAAGAGGCCGGGCCACUGUGCCAGAUCACUGUACGUAUUGGUGAAGAAGCCAUAGUAAAGCGUAGCAUUUCUGAGACAGACCUGAGGAGAGACAAGGGCCCUCCUACACAGAAAACCAAACGAAUUGAAACCUUAGCUGCAAGGGAAACAGGUGGACCACACCAGUAUCACUCCCAUCACCAUAAACACCGCCUACACCACAGAACCAGAGAGGAACCAGAGCGAGAUCAGGACGAUGAUGGUGAAUAUGAUGACAAUUUAAGAGAAAAGACAUCCAAAUCCCCUGAAAGAGUGAGGGAGUACUACUUCCGACGAGAGGUGCGUGAGCCUGAGAGCGACCAUGACAUGGAAGAUAAUUUGUGGCGUCCCUACUACUCCUACAAGCCCAAGAGAAAGGCCCAAGCACAUUUGCAGAGAAUCAAGAGUUGGCAGAGAAAACUGAAAUACAAACGCUCUCUCAGGCUGAAGAGGAGAGCAGAGAGGCUCAAGAAUCACCCUUAUAAAGAAAAUGAAAAGUCACUAGAUAGUGAAGAGGAACGGAACGAUGAUGAGCGCCAAAAAGAGUCGAAAAAUAGCAGAGGUAUGGAAGAUGAGGAAGAGAAAGGUUGUUCUUCUCCUUUGAAGGAGAACAGCAAAGACUCAGAAGAGGAGGUUAAGGCAGCCUGUGAUAAUGUUUCUGCCAGUCCUCUGCACUGUUCAGUGCCUCCUCUCUCUACCUCUGGGGCUCCUUUAGGAAUAAAGAGACGGCCCUGGACUAAUGGCAAUGCAGCAGAGUGUGGUACAUGUGGACGCUGGUUCUCAAGCUCUAGAAAGCGGGACAAACAUGAGCUGAGCCACCUGCUGGAGUUUGUAUGCCUCUUCUGUCGAGCCACUUUCCCCUCAAGGGAUAAGUUGGAAGACCACCAGAGGGUUCAGCAUCCCAAGCCGAGUGAUUCACCCUGUGUUCUCCCCAAAGUGGUGCUUAAAGAGCAAGUUGAUGUGCCAGAGGUUUCCAAGUACGAUGAAGAAAAGGGGGCACAAAUGGGUUUGUUGGGGAGUAAUUCUAGUCCAAGUCGCCUAAGCAGAAGAGCCAUAUCACGUCACACCUGUCCACAGUGUCAUAAGGUUUGCAAAACAUCUUCCGCACUCAUUCGUCAUGUCCGGCGCCAUGAGCUCAGCAGCUCUCCAGAACGAGAGACAGACGACAAAAAGUCAGAACCAAAAUCAACAGAGACGUUUAAUAACAUUGUUAGCAGAGACCUAGAGACUGAUAAAGCGCAGGUCUCCAGCUCUCUCUCAGUUUCAGUUAUCAGCUAUUCAACAGCUGAACCACCCAGCAGUACUGACUGUUUGGCACCACAACAGCACGAUCACCACCCCAGUGAACUGUCAGCUAAAACUCACAUGUCAGAAUCCAGAGACAAAGCUGAGUUAGAGGGGUCAACACAUCCAGCUCCAGAGACGGAGUUUGGUCCACAAUCAGCAGACAAUACAUUAGAAGGUCCAGUUAACCUCACACCCACUAAGCAUGAAUUCACACCUGCUACGCCCUCUGCUGUCCAGAGUGUGCUCGUCAUGAAUAACGCAGAAUGUCUGGACUACCGCACCCCCACCAGAAAGAACCUAGACAGCCAAAUCCACAGAAUACCCAGCCCUGUGCUUGUCAUGGCAUCCAACAACACCUCUCCAAAUGUGCCCAUGGCGUCACAGACCAGAAUAACCACUACUGUUGCUACUGUUUCCAUGACAACAGCUCCCUGCUCUGAGGAUGUAUUCAUGAAACGGGAUGGGGUCAUUAUAGACAGGGAAAGGCAGGGUGGGAGUUGUAUAUUUCAACACACAGGUUAUGAGGAACAACCUCUGGUCCAAGAUCUGAGUGUUCAGUCACAGUCCAGGAGUCCCUCCCCCGAACAAGCACAAGACCUGACAAUGUCCUCCAUACUAGCGAGAGAGAGGGAGUUAGAAAGACAGAGAGAGAAAGAGAGGGAGAUAGAAAGACAAAGAGAAAGACAGAAAGAAAAAGAGCUAGAAAGGGAGAGAGAGCGAGAGAUAGCCUUACAUUUAAGAAGACUCCCAGAAGAACAGCCUGCGCUGUUGGUCCCUAAAGAAGAGCCCUUAAGUCCUGUGUCAUCCCCCCAGCACAUCCCCAUUCAAACCACUAUAAAUGGACCCUGCUCACAUCGGCACACUCCCAAGUCCCCGUGUCGUUCCCCGACAGCUAUUGGACUAUUAGCUCCAUCCAAUCGUCAGGUUCACCAUCAUUCACAAGGACUGGACAGGCUUCCAUUGCCCACUGGAGCAGCUGGGGCCUGUGAUCGUCCCUCUGCCCAUGCACUGCUUUUGCCCCGAGCCCCUCAGCCACCUGAGCCGGAGCACCAGGACACUGUUUCCUCCAGAGAUUUACAGCAGAGGAACGCCAACACUGUGGGCUACACUUCCCAGGAUUAUCCUUUGCCCCUGAUUGUGCCGGACAGCUACCGCUCAGAUAAAAAGCAGGAAGAGAACCUGCUCAUGUCCUCCUAUUCUGCUGGAGCUCUUCCCUUUAGCCCAUUGGGAAAAGUAAUGGUUCCAAAUGGUGAGGACCUGGCCAAGUUACCCUUUUACCCAGACCCUUACCAGCUGCUGUAUGGGCCACAGCUGCUUGCCUACCCCUAUAACUUGGCAGCUCUUCCUGUGGCUCUGAAUAUGAUGGCACCUCCAGGGGACAAGGUAGAACCUCUGCCUUUCCUUCCAGCUAUCUUCAACUACGCAGCCACGGCUGGGCCUUACAUGGGUGCAGCCCCUCACCCUCUGGUGGCAAAUCCCAGCCUGUACAGCAGCAGCAGUGGUAGCAGCAAGAAGCAACGGGACAGCAGUAACGGCAGCAAACCAUAGGACAACUGAAGUACUAUGAGGAAUAUAUUCCAGAGGGGACGGCCUGGCCUGUUUUGGAUGAGUGGGCAGGGUGUGUGCUCACUGGGUCACUGACUGCACUCACACAGUAUCCCUGUAUGUUUUUUACUGAGUAGAGAUCAGAGUUAGUCAUUAAAUCAGGAGUAUGCUUGAAGGGAAAGGAAGGAGCAAAGAAGCAGAGAAAAGAAUCGGGUGAUAAACCACGACUUUCUGCUCUUUACUGCUGACCACCUUUCUGUGCAACUCUCCUGUCUUGCUGUAGUGCGUCAUAGUUUUAGGGAGCUUGAGUAAUCUUCCUCUCUGACUCAUUUUACCUAUAAUUUAAGGAUAAAAACUGCUAACCAGGGUGUGUGUGUGAAAAAAAAAUAGUUUAUUCAAUUUGCUUCCCUUUAUAGUCACUGCAAAACGAGGACGAAAACUCUUCAGGGAAGGCUUGUGUGGGUAACGAUAGAUGAUAAGACGUGAACUCUUGUUCAAUGAAAGUUAUAUGUGAGCAUGUACAUGCACAUGUAUGUAAAGACUUGUGCAUGCAGAGGACGUCUUCAGCAGCUACUGCUGUUCGUGUGAGAGCGUAUGUUUGAUUUUGGGCGUGUGUGCGAGCGAUUGGAGGAGGUGCAUGAAUGGCCAGAUCAUUCCUUGUCAUGACGCACACAGCAUUCCUACUUUGGUGAGAGUGACUACAGUAGGCUAAUGGUAUAGAAGUGCGUUUGGAUUCCUUUUAUCCAAAAUUUUAAAAGACAACUAUAUGUCUCAAAAUGGAGACAAGGACAAUGACAGAUCAUCUGAGCUUCUAACCGUGUUACUUUAAGGCCAGAUGACACUGUAGGAAAUGUAAAUCAUUCGCUAUAGUUUGUAUUUUAUGUGCACAAAAUAGAGUAGCUGUCACUUAUAAAGGGGGCAAUUGUAGCUGCUUGAAUAUGAAUAUGUAGCUGGCCACUGGGUUAGAAUGAAAGGCUGGUAGACCGUUGCACUUCCCAUUUUUCAUCUCAUUUUCCUUUGCAAAGAAAGAGGAAAACGAAAAAAACAAACAAAAAAAAGCAGUCAGCCUUCACCUUGUGUAGCUUUUACUACCUUGAUUGAAAGAGGAAAACAGUCUCCAGAAGGAGGAAAGUGACAGCAAGCAAAAGUAAAUACAUGGAUUCAGGGUACUGAGUAGAAGAAGCAAUUUAUGGGCACUUAACAGUUGGACAUUAAGUCAGAAACCCCACACAAGUGAUCUGGAGACUAAAUCACGUGUUCCUUUUCUCGUGUGAUGGCAAAUAAGUGGUGGUAAAAGGCUGAGGUGUGCAGCCAAAGUGGUGGCCAAAACUCCCCAGACGCCCUACUGGGGGCCUUUUUAUGUUGUGUAUUGUUAUCUGUCUGUUUUGUUGAACUAUGUUGUUGCUGUUGUUUAUGUUGUUUAGCCCCCUCACCAGGAGGAGGUGGCUAAAGACAAGGAGCGGGAGUAAAGUUAAAUAUAAAAAAAAAAUAAGAUGAAUGUAAAUUUAGUCCUAAGGUUAAUGAAGUACAGCUGCAUUAAUGGUAGAGUCAGUUUCAGUUCAUUUUCUUUGUUUCUGUUGAUACAAAUAACCUGUUAAAGAACCGUAUAACGUCUGGUAUGCAUAUAUACAGUAGUCCUAGAAACAUGUCAGUAAACUUGGGUUCUGUAUCCACACAGCAUGAGCAGCAUUUGCUUCCUUACCGUUUAUAUCCUCAGCAAAUCUGGCACUGUGCGCACAGCUUUUGUUUUUGUUUCCGUUUUUCUUCCAAAUAUUUCCUACACUUUUCAUCUUCCAUAUCUCUUAUUAAUAUUUUUUAUAAUAAUCAUAGUUUUGGGAAAGUUCCACAGAACCAGCCGCUACAUUUAAAUCUCACAGCUGCUACUUAGGACCUGUAUUAUUCUCUCUCUUCCCUGAAGCAUACACUUAGCACACGGUACCUCUGAACAGAGUACAUAGAUUAUACUUCAGUGUGUGUGUGUGCGUGUGUGUGUGUUUGUAUGUAGCUGACGGUAUUCGGAUCAGACAGGAGUGUUUAGAACACCAGAGUGACCAACUGAAGGGGGCACACAAGCAUCCCCUUGGGUGUGGUUACAAGCCUUUGUAUGUGUGUGUGUGUGUGUGUGUGUGUAUGAAUGAGUGAGUGUGUAAAAUGGAAAACCAAACUAUUUCUGCCUGAGAAGCAUAUCCCUUGGCAGUAUAUGGGCCAAGUGUUGUUAUUUUGUUGUUCGACACUUUUUUUUCUUCUGUGGGUUAGUGACAGUGUAAAAAAUUAAAGCCUUGCUGUCUCCAAUAUACUAUGUGAAGUCAUUCCUGUUAGAUGGAUAUGUUUGUGGUUUUUGGACCAUUUCUUAUGCCAUAGUCUGCCAUCAUCACACAGACCAAGAGCAUGCAAAUCGCCGUAUUUCUAUUGACUGGACUGGAAUCUGGUGGUAAUAUACAACUAUUUACUGUAUGUUUUCUGUUCAAAUGAAUGUGCCUCUGCUUUGAUAUUCCAAUAUAUAUCAAGUGUAAGACAUGGAUCUGCCAGAUUUCAAUUACUAAGGUGCCUUGUUAUGGCAAAAGAAAUGUGAAUAGCAACUGAAGGUUUUGGAGAUGAUCUCAUGGCUUUGUUUGCGAUGAUGCUGUUCAUAGACAUAGGGGCGUGGCUAAAACUGUUUUGGUAUCGUGUACAUGUCUAGGGUAAAUACUGUGCCAUAUACAGCCCUUAAAAUAAGUUAAUGUUAUUUUUCAAAGAUGUUUCAAUGUUGCCUGAUGACUUUGUCUUUAGAUUUGAUACAAAGGCUUGUAGCCACGGCCCUCUCCCCCUGAAGUCUGUCAUCUCCUUUUCCUCUCUCCUUUCCAUCUACUUUGUUUCUCUUUGCUGCAAUCAAACAAAAAUAAAGUAUUAACCUGAUGACCCAAUGCAAUUA
Molecule: messenger RNA, 10899 nt
Organism: Cynoglossus semilaevis (tongue sole)
Lineage: Eukaryota; Metazoa; Chordata; Actinopteri; Pleuronectiformes; Cynoglossidae
Gene: zbtb4
Product: zinc finger and BTB domain containing 4
Exons: 2
Coding region: 2559-7991 (1810 amino acids)
Biological process (GO): regulation of gene expression
Cellular component (GO): nucleus
Source: RefSeq, a predicted model, not a curated record